Eremothecium sinecaudum is the source of this 858-nucleotide messenger RNA. It is a transcript of the gene TAN1, whose product is annotated as putative tRNA acetyltransferase. NCBI's taxonomy places the organism in Eukaryota, Fungi, Ascomycota, Saccharomycetes, Saccharomycetales, Saccharomycetaceae. Gene Ontology annotation, molecular function: RNA binding. The transcript has a single exon. Bases 1 to 858 code for a protein of 285 amino acids. Gene Ontology annotation, biological process: tRNA modification. The record is from RefSeq and is a predicted model, not a curated record.
AUGGGGGACAAGAGAUCCAGGUCUGAUGAUAAGCGGUCAGGUAAAAAGAAGUUUAAGGUAGUCUCGAAUACAUUAGACCCAAAUACAUCUGGUAUAUAUGCUACUUGUACUAGAAGACAUGAAAAGCAGGCUGCACAGGAAUUUAUGAUCUUACUCCAAGAGAAAGUAGAAGAGUACUAUGUAGAUGAGUUAAAAUCUAGUUCUAAUGAAGAUUCUAAUAAUCAUAAAAUAAAUUCUGAAGAUGAACUUUCUAUCGAGGACCAAAUUAAGAAGGAAUUAGAUGACCUCAAGCAGAAUAAAUCCAUGGUUGAUCCAAAACACAAUAAACCACUCAUCAAGCAGAUACAAUUGGAAUGCGAAUGCAUGGUGUUCUUUAAAGUUCGGAAACCAAUUGAGCCUGAAAGCUUCACUUUAAGACUAAUGGAAGAGCUUGCGAACCCAGAGGAUUUAAAUAAGAAAACAAGGUACUUGCAAAAGCUAACACCAAUAACAAGUUCUUGUAAUGCAACUUUGGAAGAGCUAACGAAGCUGUGUCAGCGCGUUCUACCUUCACACUUUCAUCAAGACAAGACUAAAUCUUACAAAUUUGCUAUUGAAGUAACGAAGAGAAACUUUAACACUAUAGACAAGCUCGAUAUUAUUAAAUUGGUAGCUAGAGAGGUAGGAAAAAGUGGCGAAUUUGCACAUACAGUCGACCUAAAGAACUAUGACAAGCUAGUUCUUGUCCAGUGUUUCAAGAACAAUAUAGGUAUGUCAGUUGUAGAUGCGAAUUACCGGACUAAGUUUAGAAAGUAUAACAUACAAGAACUUUACGAAUCUAAAUUUAAGAAGGAAGAGAACUCGCCUCAGAAAGAAUGA